AUGAUCGACAAGCUGCCAGCCGAGCUGACCAUCGACGUCAUGAGCUACCUGCGACCGCACGAUCUGACUCAGCUGACCUUGACCUUCCGUGGCAUGAGCUCCGCUAAAGGCCACUACUGGCCUAAAGCAGGACCGGAUGAGUCCCUAAAAGACUAUUCAAGGAAGCUGUUACCAGGAGUUCAGGUGAACCAGAUCCUAGGCAACUACAUGUUCUUCAACACUGAACGUGGCACAAUUCUCAACCAACAUGGCGCCGACGGACUGAAAGUGCAUCUCGAGUUCGACGGAAAACACGAUCUUGAGGCUCUCUACGACAGUAACAAUUUCACUAAUAAGAACGAUUAG
Molecule: messenger RNA, 345 nt
Organism: Alternaria metachromatica
Lineage: Eukaryota; Fungi; Ascomycota; Dothideomycetes; Pleosporales; Pleosporaceae
Exons: 2
Coding region: 1-345 (114 amino acids)
Molecular function (GO): protein binding
Source: RefSeq, a predicted model, not a curated record